AUGCCGUUGAAAUGGAAAAGCGGGUCUCCUGUCAGCUGGAAAUUCCCAAUGCCAGUUCUUAAGACAUCCAGGUCCUCUCCCCUUUCGCCUGCCUACAUAUCCCUUGUGGAGGACGACGACGCACACAUGAAAGUCGCUCUUGGUUAUGGUGAUAUGGGCAUUUCUGCUCAUCUUCAGGCAUCAAAGACUGGAAACACUCGGUUCUUCACAAGCAACACUCACAGCUCAGUGGUUCUUCAGGGAUUUGACCAGCUUAGGAUAGAAGGUUUGCUCUGUGACGUCACCCUGGUGGCAGGAGAUGGUGAUGAAGCUUUUCCUGUUCAUCGCGCCAUGAUGGCCUCCUCCUCAGACUACUUUAAAGCCAUGUUCACAGGUGGAAUGAAAGAACAGGAUUUAAUGUGCAUUAAGCUUCAUGGAGUAAACAGAAUAGGCCUGAAGAAGAUCAUAGACUUUAUCUACACAGCAAAGCUGUCGCUCAAUAUGGAGAAUCUUCAGGACACACUUGAAGCAGCCAGUUUUUUACAAAUCCUUCCUGUGCUGGACUUCUGCAAGGUUUUUCUCAUAUCUGGGGUGUCUCUGGAUAACUGUGUAGAAGUGGGGCGCAUUGCAAACACGUAUAACCUGACAGAAGUGGACAAAUAUGUGAAUAACUUCAUCCUUAAGAACUUCCCUUCUUUGCUGGGCACGGGAGAGUUUGUAAAGCUCCCUUUCGAACGGCUGGCUUUUGUUCUGUCCAGUAAUAGUUUAAAGCACUGCACUGAAUUGGACCUGUUCAAGGCUGCAUGUCGCUGGCUGCGCUACGAAGACGGUCGAAUGGACUACGCUUCAAAGCUCAUGAAGAAUAUUCGCUUUCCCCUCAUGAACCCACAGGAGCUCAUCAAUCAUGUGCAGACGGUGGACUUCAUGCGCACAGACAACACCUGCGUCAACCUUUUAUUGGAAGCUAGCAAUUACCAAAUGAUGCCCUACAUGCAGCCGGUCAUGCAGUCGGAACGGACAGCCAUUCGCUCGGAUAGCGCCCACCUGGUCACGUUGGGGGGCGUUCUCCGACAGCAGCUGGUUGUGAGUAAGGAGCUGCGUCUCUUCGAUGAAAAAGCUCACGAGUGGAAGGCGCUGGCACCCAUGGACGCCCCUCGUUACCAACACGGCAUCGCAGUCAUCGGCAAUUUCCUUUACGUUGUGGGCGGCCAAAGCAAUUAUGACACCAAAGGCAAAACAGCAGUGGACACGGUGUUCCGGUACGACCCCCGCUACAACAAGUGGAUCCAGGUGGCAUGCCUUAAUGAGAAACGCACCUUCUUCCACCUCAGCGCCCUCAAGGGACAUCUGUACGCCGUGGGGGGACGGAACGCUGCCGGUGAACUUGCUACUGUGGAGUGCUACAACCCAAGGACGAACGAAUGGACGUACGUUGCCAAAAUGAAUGAGCCACAUUACGGACAUGCUGGAACGGUCUAUGGAGGUUAUAUGUAUAUUUCAGGAGGAAUCACUCAUGACACCUUUCAGAAGGAGCUUAUGUGCUUUGACCCAGAUGCGGACAAAUGGACUCAGAAAGCCCCCAUGACGACUGUGCGGGGCCUGCACUGCAUGUGCACGGUGGGCGACCGCCUUUACGUGAUCGGGGGCAACCACUUCCGCGGCACCAGCGACUACGACGACGUGCUCAGCUGCGAGUACUACUCGCCGGCGCUGGACUUGUGGACACCCAUCGCCGCCAUGCUGCGAGGUCAGAGUGACGUGGGAGUGGCCGUGUUCGAAAACAAGAUCUACGUGGUGGGCGGCUACUCGUGGAACAAUCGCUGCAUGGUAGAAAUAGUCCAGAAGUACGACCCGGAGAAAGACGAAUGGCAAAAAGUGUUUGACUUACCCGAGUCGCUCGGCGGGAUCCGGGCCUGCACGCUGACAGUUUUCCCGCCCGACGACAUGUCGGGCUCGCCCUCCAGAGAAUCCCCCCUCUCUGCACCUUGAUGAGUAAAGAAGUGGGGGGUGAGAGUCCUCCUGUUUUGCCUAUACCUGCUCUACAACACGUCUGAUGGGACAACGUUUGCACUUGCUUUUUUGGAGAAACACUUGUACUGCAUCCCAAGUAUCCUGAGGUCCACACCUAUCGUGGCCGUGCAGAGACUUCUUCCUGACUGAGUAAACUGACAUAACGUGGUUCGGCAACCUAAUUACACCUUGUUGCUCACUUAUUUUUUUUGACAAGCUAUACCUUGACUUGAAACUUUGCAAAUCAACUUUUCUACCUGAUGUCUUUGAGGUUUUCUUAUGUCUCGUUUCCUCCAGUGAUCUACCUUGAGACGCUGACUACCGUCUGACUUACUUCUAGUCUAUGCCAGGUUAAUACAGGUGAUCUAAGAGAAGGGACGAGCUCUGAAACGGAUGGUUUUUAACUCAGGGGUUGGCCCAGGCCCCGUCUGCGUCUCACAGUUUCAGCGUUGCUAUGAAGCUGUUAACAAAAAUGUUUUCUAAAUUUAAUAAACAUGGUUUUGAAAUUAA
Molecule: messenger RNA, 2499 nt
Organism: Oryzias melastigma (Indian medaka)
Lineage: Eukaryota; Metazoa; Chordata; Actinopteri; Beloniformes; Adrianichthyidae
Gene: klhl13
Product: kelch-like family member 13
Exons: 7
Coding region: 1-1968 (655 amino acids)
Biological process (GO): regulation of cytokinesis; protein ubiquitination
Cellular component (GO): Cul3-RING ubiquitin ligase complex
Molecular function (GO): cullin family protein binding; ubiquitin-protein transferase activity
Source: RefSeq, a predicted model, not a curated record